AUGCCACUGGCAGAACGCAUAGCAUCCGUCUUGGAUGAGAGUGCGUCUUCUUCAAGCUCGUCAUCAGCGAGCUCCCCUCCUCACCCUCCUUUGCCCGACGCUGUGCUUCACAGCUUGCGGCUCUCCAGUCAGCGGCAGGUUGACGACACACAUCUCCGUGUCACCGAAGCGCCGCCGGGGAUUGCCGAGAAAGCUUCGCAUCGUCCUUGCUCGGCAGACUCUGAAUCCCCGGACGCAACAAGAGACAACGUAAUUUAUGCAAGAUCCAGUGGUCAAAUGGACUGGUCUGGGCUCAGCGAUGAUCGCCUCGACCGCAUCAUAGCCAACCUCGAGGCCCGUGCCUUGGAACGUCGCGAAAAGAUUCGCAAGAUUGAAGCAUUGAGUAAAGAGCUUGGCCUCGACGUCUGUCAGGAGAAUUGGGUGGCCUCGUUGAAUCAUCUGGCAUCAUCAUCCAGUCCAAGCAUAGGCAACAGCCAACCGAAUGGCGAUGGAGACGAAGUGAGAGACGGGGCCCACACGCCACAUGUGAUCGAGCCCGUGUCUACCCCUGGGGCUUCGAUUACUCAUAACCCCAUUGUUCUGGAAGAAGAGCGGGCAGACAGCUACCCUCAUAGGCAAGGCGAGCAUUCUGGUACUCGUCACUUGCCAAGACUGCUGCGUGGGUUGAAGAGAAGUUACAGUCAAUCGGAACGCCAGAACGCUGAUCCAGCCGAUUCCCGUGAAGAUGAAAACGUGGGCGGGGUGACCAAUCGCUCACCCUCCCCUGCCCAGGCGGACUCAUCACGUUCUCAAGCCUACCUCAACAAUUUGGCGCGUCAGAGGGGCUGCUCCACGGCAACUGGGAAUAAUCUUGCUGAUCACACGUCGACUGCUCCUUCAAGAUCGCCCAGAAGAGUCUUCGCUCCUCAAUCCAGCAGCCCUACAACCUGUUCGCAACCCGAAGGCCAUACCGCCUGGUCUAUCAUCUUGCAAAAGUACCCUGAAGAAAUCGCUCAGAGUUAUCGACCCGGCGAACGUCCAACCAACCUCAGAAUCGUAUCUAUGAAGAGCCUCGCAAGAGGAGAGAAGGUGCAAAGCCGUGGCAUAUCGCGGACCUGA
Messenger RNA from Diaporthe amygdali, 1098 nucleotides. RefSeq lists its product as uncharacterized. The coding region runs from base 1 to 1098 and encodes 365 amino acids. The record is from RefSeq and is a predicted model, not a curated record. Lineage: Eukaryota; Fungi; Ascomycota; Sordariomycetes; Diaporthales; Diaporthaceae. The transcript has 3 exons.